Ochlerotatus camptorhynchus is the source of this 5114-nucleotide messenger RNA. RefSeq lists its product as uncharacterized. The record is from RefSeq and is a predicted model, not a curated record. The coding region runs from base 1 to 3624 and encodes 1207 amino acids. The transcript has 9 exons. Gene Ontology annotation, molecular function: transcription cis-regulatory region binding. Gene Ontology annotation, cellular component: nucleus. NCBI's taxonomy places the organism in Eukaryota, Metazoa, Arthropoda, Insecta, Diptera, Culicidae.
AUGAAGAGUCCCAAGUUUGCUCCACCCAUCGAGUUUGUCGAUCAGGCCACGCUUAGUCCUCCCGAGGGCUACAAGGACGGCAGUGGGCUGUUGGACAAUGCGCUCGGCGGCGCCCUCGGUGGGCACGUCUUCGGUGCACAACACAUUCAGCAGCUCCAAGUUAUCCAGCGGCUACAGCAGCAACGGGCGGCCAUGUUGGCCGCUCGGGCUGCUGCCGGUCAGCAGGGACAACAAACGGGCGGCGGCACUCAGACCUCCCAAACUGGCACCGCCGGUGGUGGCGGUGGGGGAGGAGGAGUAGGUGGCGGCGGUGGUGGUGGGGCAGGACAAACAGCUCAGCAGCAGCAGCAACAGCAGCAGCAGCAACAACAACAACAGCAGCAGCAACAACAGCAGCAGCAGCAGACCGUUUGUACCGAAUGUGCCGAGUGUGCGGAAUGUGCCGCCAAGCAGUUGCAUGAUGAAGAAUGCGAUUCGCAAUGUUCGGACGACAUUUCGCCCACGAUGGAAGCCCCGCUGCCGCCUCAUGCGACCCUCCCGAUAGCGCUGGUGCCCCUGCAGAAAUCCUCCCCGGAGCGGAGAAUAACCCAGAAGGAAAUCAUCGCCGGGGAGGAACGGCCUAAAUUUCUCACCAUCAAACAGGUGCAGGACGCCUCACAGGUGACAUCGGGCAACGAGACCGGUUCCACAGCAGUGCCUCCUUUAGCUGCUGGUGCCAAUCCGAACGACCUCCGGACGCUGCAGCAGCAGAAACAGUUGCAGCAACAGAAGCAGCAGUCGGGAACCGGGUCAGAUCCUGGCUCACAGCAGCAACAGCAACCCACUGUCAAUAGUCAUUAUGAAAUAGGAAAACACAAACCAUUAAGCACGGCACAGGCAAUUAGUGGCAUUCUGAAAGGUGGCAAACUGUGGAAAAAUGAACAACAACAACAUCAGCAGCAGCAACAGCAGCAGCAUUCACAGCAACAAAACCAAAAGGCACAGCAGCAAUCACAACAGCAACAGCACCAGCUUCAGCAGCAGCAGCAGCAACACAAUCAACAAGCACAGCAGUCGGCUCAGAACGAUGACUCGACCAACGUCACAUCGGACGAGGAAACCAGUUCGAAGCGAUCGGUUCGCUUUAACGAAGAAUCUACCAUCCGGGAGGCGUGCUGCGACGGAGAAGUCCAAUCCGGGCUUGGCGAAGGUGAAAUGGGAUCCGGCAAACCGAUCAACUACAUGUCCGAUACGCUCAAACGGCACUCGUCCGGUCUGUUCCACAAUGCUCUGCGGCCCAACUCGGCCGUUCGGCAGUUGUUCCCUACGGCGGCAAGCGCCAUGACGACGGCCACCACGACCAUGGCUACGGGUGCGAUGAUGGCCACGGUCAAUACGACCAAUGCCAACACCACGGCCGGCAAUCCGACGGCACUAACUCAGGAGGCACUGAAGGCAUUUGACGACUCGAAGAAGGCCUCACUGGUCCAUCAGCACAGCAUCACCAGCAAUAGCAGUAGUAAUAACAUCAACCCCAGCAGUGUCGUCGGUGGAGGCGGAAGCGGCUCGGUGGUGAAUUCCACCACCGGUGGAAGUCCUGGAGGAGGCGGAGGUGAAACCGAUACCAUCCGGAGGACAAUCGAAAGGAAUACUCUGCGCCGGUCGCUCAUCAAAUAUGAACCAAAGAAAAAGAUCCCGGUCAAGGACGUCACCUCGCUGGAGGAACGCAUCCGACAGCUAACGUGCGACAUCGAUGAUCCCAUCGACGAGGGGCCCGACGGUGACCAGAUGAACGAUGGUGACCUCAACGAAAUGGAACGACGGGACAGCCCGGCCGGAGAGGAGAAUCCCCAGCAACCGAAGUACAUUCCAGACAAGAGCUUCUCGCCGAGUUCGUCCGCCUCGAGUUCAUCGAGUGGCUCCAAUGGUUCCACCUACAAGAAAAUAACCGAUCUGUUCCAUCGGGAUCGGCGGCAUGACAAAAUCCCGGAGGCAGACGAGAAUCCGAUUGUGAUCAUUCCGCAGGACUGUCGCUGUCCGGCUGGUCCUGACAUUGGAAUGGGGGUUCAGAUCCAAGGCGCUCACACACAAAUCCACCAACCACCGCAACAGCGCCAAGCUGACUCGCGAAGGCAGUUCCUUUCGACGCUAGCUCCUCUAACGGCAUGCGUUGCUGGUCAACGCGAUGAUCUGUCGUACUACACGCUGGCUCAUCCCGGCGAUAGGAAUUCGAUGGGCAGUUCCCAGUGCACCGAGUACAGUUUAGGGGACAUUGAUGCCGCCUUGCACGAUGACGAUGGUAAGAAGGUGGCACCGGAUGUUAUUGCCGGAACACCUGGCCAGGAAUCGGACGAAUUGGCCGCUUUUGUACAGCAAGAGGGAGCUCGAACGGAACGACUGAAGAAACGGUACAGUGCGGAGACGUCCACUUCGGCACCGGCUUCUGGGGCCGGAUCGGAUGACGACGAGCACAAUGACUACGGAUUCAACUCACGGCCGACGGUACGAGGCAUCAAGCCGAGAUUUGGUUCUACGAAUGAAAUACUUCAACAGAUGCAAGCUCAACUGGCAACUCCAACGCCACCUCAGGCAAAAUCUCAAACCAGUGUGGCUCCAACGCAAACCGUUCAGUCGAACACGCUUCCGCGGCCUCACACGGCCAAUAGCAUGCAAUUGGCAGCAGCCAAGCAGCAGAUCACCACUCAUCAACACACCGCCUCCUGGAGUUACUACCCGGUUGAAAGUGCGCAGCCCAAAGCUGUAGCGGCCGUAGCAGCGGCUGCUACAACAGGAACCAAUAUGGUCACUGCCGUCGAUCCACACGGCAACUACUAUCACAUCCCAGCUCAAGCACGCCAUAGCUAUCAUGGUCAGGAGGCUAUCUAUCAGAACUGUGCUCAACUGCCAGCUGGCAACAUCCAGGCCAAUACGGUUCACGUUCAAUCCCAGCAAAUCCACACUCAACAUCACGCUGUGCACACGGCUCAUCACAUACACCAUCAAGCGAAUCAAGCGGCCUACGGUAAGUUUGCGCGGAGCCCUACGCGUAGACCAGAAUCUCCGCCUCCGCUGCGAAACUACCACCAAACUAUGGUGCUGAUCCCGUACAACGCAGAAACCUACGAACAGUACACGGCUCAAGAACAGGAGAACUACCGCCGGCAGCACAAUAUUGUUGAGUAUCAACAGGUUACCCAGCAAACCAUCCGGGUACCAGUAGGCUAUCCACUCCCGGGAAUGCAGCUACAUGUAGUUGCCGGUCGAGGUACUCUGCCGCCGCACUACUCCACUCUACCGCGGUUGGGAUCAAAUUCCAAUGCAUCUACAGCCACGACCGCUACUUCCGGCCCCAACGGUCCCAAUGCUCCCAAUGCCCCACAGGGUAAACCACCAGCCUACACGCAAUACCCCUUGGACAAAGGUGGUGUUAAGUUCAGCGAACGAGGUGCUCCUGAAGGGGCGGCCAGCGUUCAACCAAGCGAUUCCAACAACUUACUAUCACCAACAUCCCAGGGUCAUGGGCCACCGACAGCUGCAGGAGGUCCCCCGACCUCCGCUGGAGGUUCCAUGCAAUCUGGCAGCACUGCCCAGAAUACUGCCGCUUCCCAGGGUCAGGGAGCCGUAUUCUACGCGAUGAACGUCUGACACGGUGAUUAGAUAAAUGUCACGAUACGAAUUGAACCACAGUCGUCCACUGAGGAGGAGGAGAAUAAUCGCUGGCUAGCGGCGACGACAGCGGAGGAUGGAGAUAGUUUUAGGAUCAACGAUAACCUCUGUCUAGUGGCUGCAGCAGUGCCAUCAUGUGGCAUGGAAUAAUGCAAUGGUGUCGGCGAAAACAACGAUUACUGUCAAGGUUUGUGUCAACGGGACAUUAGGGCUGCAAAGGUUCGGGCGUUCAAGGUACGCGCGCUCUGGGGAAUGCUCAAAGCUCUAUUGCUCGUGUAAUAUUUGUAUUCUAUAGUGCUAGGGGUAUGAAUAAUUGGCUAGGAAACCGAAGCUGAAAUACCAAAAAAAAAACCAAAUACGUGGAUUGUACAUAGGCGUAGAAUCUCAACAAAAACUCGACUGAAACAGUCGCCAUCGCUUGGAUGCAAAAAAAAAGCACCGUUUAACUCUCUAGUUUAUCGAAUUAUUCGGAUGAAACGUAAUUGUUGAAAACGAAGCGCGUUAUCUUCUACAUGAAAUUUAUGUUAAGCUAUUGAAAAUCCUGUACAUAUGGUUUUAUCUAAAAUGUCGGCCUAUUCCUCGGAGGAAUGUUAAAAAAAAUCACAUGCAACAUUUAGUUUCCUAGGGAUGGAAAUUUUCCAUCGGAUUUAUAUUUCUAUAUGUUUGAAGCGAUCCUAUGCCCUGAUCGCUGGCAAUUUUUCUUUUCUUUAAUUUUUACAAAUCUUUGAAGCAAUGCAAACAAUGGCAUUUGUUCGAACUGACAUUGAGUAACGAUUGGUGAGCGUCACAUGAAACUUUCUCUGAAUGAACAGACUUGUGUUUGCAAUGACUAAAAUGUGGCAGGCAAAAGUUUUGUGGUAAGGGAUGGGCCAUUUCGGAAAUCUUGUUGGUAUCUUCGAUUUACAAAUUGAAAAUUUUCUUUAAAUUGAAGGUCUUCUUCUUAUUUUUUUUUAUUAAAGAGACUUUCAGCAAUCGGCUGGCUUAAUUAAUGGAACUGCUCUGAAUUUCACUGACCUUUCACAUCCCUGAAAAUAUUGAAACUGCGUAAAGAUCUUUAAGCAUCACUGAAGUUAUAAGGGCUUCUCUGAAGAUCUCGGAACUUCGAUGAAGUUUUCGGAUAUUCCCUGAGAUUGAUGGAACCUCUGCAAAGUUCCUGAAAUUUCCUUGAAGUUGAUUGAGCUGUCCUGAGGUCCUCCUUGAUGUUAUCGAAGCUACCCUGGAAUUUCAUAAAAUUCCUGGAAUCUCAUAAAGUUUCUCAAAAUUUGCCUGAAGCUCAUGGUGCUAUCCUGAAUUUAUUACAUUGCAAUUAUUUUAUUAGUAUUUCAGCCGUAGACUGGUUCGUCUCUGAAAACUCAUGAGGGGUGCCCCUAUAGGUACCGGGUAUAAAAAUAAUGGGGACUCCAGAAGGAAGCACCCUUAGCUAUAGAGAUAAGCAAGAGGUGGAACCCAAUAACGAGUCCUUUUAGUUA